UCAGAAAAAAUGUUUCAAUCUUGUCCAAGGCUUUCUAGCAAUUCAGAUAAUCUAGAAUUGGAGCUGGGCCAAAUAUGGCCAAUAUCAUGGAUAUAAUUCUUCCAAUUCUAGAUCCAUAAUUCUUCUAAUGGCUGCUUCGGUCUUGUUCCUCUCCACGACGCUGCUUCUGCUGCUAGCAAACUCCUUCCACAUCCUUGAGGGCCGACUGAUCAAGCCACCAGCGAAGCCGCGAUUCAAGUCCCACGGCCCCUAUAACGUCGCUCACCGCGGAGCCAAUGGUGAGUUCCCCGAGUCCUCGAUCGCCGCUUUCAAGCGGGCCAUCGAAAAUGGGGCCGAUUUCAUCGAGACCGACAUUGGAUCGACCAGGGAUGGAGUGCUGAUCUGCAUGCACGACACCACCUUGGACGCUGUCACGGAUGUCGCCCAGCAUCCGGAGUUUGCACACAAGAAAGCUAUGUACGUGGACGAGGGUGUUAACGUUACUGGGUUCUUCGCGGUGGAUUUUACUCUUCAGGAGAUCAAGACGUUGCGGCUUCGUCAGCGGUAUGAUUUCAGAGAUCAAUCGUACAAUGGUCUGUUUGAAAUUCCAACUUUCGAGGAGUAUAUCGCUGUAGCUCUGGAAGCUGAUCGUGUCGUUGGAAUAGAUCCCGAGAUUAAGAGCCCGUUUUUCAUCAACAAGCACGUGAAAUGGCCGGGUGGAGAACUAUUCGAGGACAGGUUUGUGAAAACUCUACUCAAGUAUGGCUACAACGAUCCAUACAACUCGCAGAAAUGGUUGAAGCAGCCAGUGUUCAUCCAAACCUUUGCGCCAACCUCGAUUCUCCACAUUGCCAACAAAACCAAAUCGCCAAAGAUUUUCGCUCUUGGACCCGCGGACGCUCUCGCCCAAGACACAAAGCUGCCAUACUCCCACUACUACACCGACGAGUUUCUGGAUUUCAUCGCCAACUACGUGACCGCUCUCUCCACCAAGAAGUUUUUGAUCGUGCCGAUGGAUUCGAGCCACAAGAACUUACCCGCGACCGAUUUUGUGGAGAGAGCUCACGUAAGAGAUUUGCUCGUCCAGACAGCCACUUUCAGCAACGAGGCACAGUUCAUGGCCAGGGAUUUCGCGGCGGACCCCGAGCAAGAAUUCGAUUACUUCAUAAGAAAAGUCCAUGCUGAUAUCAUACUCGCUGAUCACCCGGCAACUCUAUCGCACUACUUGAAAUGAAAGUAUUAAAAAAGAGUUUCUUUGAAAA
Selaginella moellendorffii is the source of this 1241-nucleotide messenger RNA. RefSeq names its product glycerophosphodiester phosphodiesterase GDPD6. The coding region runs from base 128 to 1213 and encodes 361 amino acids. NCBI's taxonomy places the organism in Eukaryota, Viridiplantae, Streptophyta, Lycopodiopsida, Selaginellales, Selaginellaceae. Gene Ontology annotation, biological process: lipid metabolic process. The transcript is spliced from 3 exons. Gene Ontology annotation, molecular function: glycerophosphodiester phosphodiesterase activity. The record is from RefSeq and is a predicted model, not a curated record.